UCCUGAACUGCUCCACUUCAAAACUGCUGGGCAAGAAAAAGAUUUUCAGCAAAUCCCCCCAGCCCUCCAACCCUGUGCAAGGCCUGGCCUGGCCAACUCAAAGGACCCGGAACACAGCCAGCAGGGAGCCUGGCACCCACCCUUCCACCUCAGUGUCCUUGCGGAGUCUGACAGCCUCAGACUGACACUUGAAGGUGUCUUUCCUCCACGAAGGUUUCCAGAAGAGGCACCAUGUGAGGGCAUGAAGUAGCUCCAGUGCUUAGCAGGAAGAGGAAUUGGGAACCAAGAUCCAGCCUCCUCAGCCUCCAGGAAGACCCCGGCCAGCCCCUCACAGAGCUCAGAGAACUCAACUUUGAGGAUGGAGCCAGGAGGGGUGUCCUCAAUGCCCCCAGCCCCCAUUGCCACCCGGGGGGAGCCAGAUGCUGGGCCUAGCGGCUCCUCCCCGGAGCAUCCAAGCACAGACCCGGGGAAGCUCCGAGCGCUCCCUGUUGGGCCUGGAGCCCACUGCGGUGACCCUGCCUCCGGGAGCCCUGGCAGCCAGGCCUCUGCGGGGGACGCGGGCUCUGUGAGCGAACCCAGCAGCGGCACUAAGAUCCCUAACCGGGACAGCGGGAUAGACAGCCCCUCCUGCAGCGUGGUCGGCGAGCACUUCUCCUGCGAGGACGGCAGCGAGGCGGGCCCAGGCCCCACCAGCAAAGGGCUGCACCUGGAGACAGCCCCAGGUGGCAAGGCCCCACGGGAGGAGGCCGAUAGCGAUAUGGGCGAGGGCAGCAGUGAGGAGCCAGACCCCGAGAAUAGCCCCUUGAGGGCUGACGCGGAUCCAGCCAAGUGCGCUGAGCCCCAGAAGCUGCUCCACAUUGCCCAGGAGCUGCUGCAUACUGAGGAGACCUACGUGAAGCGUCUACACCUGCUAGACCAGGUUUUCUGCACCCGACUGAUGGAAGCAGGGAUCCCUUCGGAAGUCACCACAGGCAUCUUCUCUAACAUCUCCUCCAUCUAUUGCUUCCACGGGAAGUUCCUCCUUCCUGAGCUGCAGACACGGAUCAUGAAUGAGUGGGACACAAACCCCCGGCUUGGAGACAUCCUGCAGAAGCUGGCCCCAUUCCUCAAGAUGUAUGGUGAAUACGUCAAGAACUUUGACCGGGCCGUGGAGCUGGUGAGCACCUGGACCCAGCGCUCACCGGUAUUUAAGGACAUUGUCCAAGGCAUCCAGAAGCAGGAGAUGUGCGGAAACCUGACACUGCAGCACCAUAUGCUGGAGCCCGUGCAGAGGGUCCCCCGCUACGAGCUGCUGCUCAAGGACUAUCUGAAGAGGCUCCCAGAGGAUGCCCCCGACUGGAAGGAUGCAGAGAGGUCCUUGGAGCUCAUCUCCACAGCUGCCAACCACUCCAACGCUGCCAUUCGGAAAAUGGAGAAAAUGCACAAGCUCUUGGAGGUAUACGAGAGACUGGGUGGGGAGGAGGACAUCGUCAACCCUGCGAACGAGCUGAUCAAGGAGGGCCACAUCCAGAAGCUAUCAGCCAAGAAUGGCACGACCCAGGACCGCCACCUCUUCCUGUUCAACAGCAUGAUCCUUUACUGUGUGCCCAAACUGCGGCUCAUGGGCCAGAAGUUCAGUGUCCGGGAGAAGAUGGACAUUUCCGACCUCCAGGUGCAGGAUGUCGUCAAGUCAAAUGCAGCCUACACAUUCAUCAUAACUGGAAAGAAAAGGUCCCUGGAGCUACAAACUCGGACAGAAGAGGAAAAGAAAGAAUGGAUUCAGGUCAUUGAGGCCACCAUUGAGAAGCACAAGCAGAACAGCCAGACUUUCAAGGCCUUCAGUGGCUCCUUCGGCCAGGAUGAGGAUUCCUCCCUCACUCCAGACCCGCCUAUGGUGAGCGCCAACUCAGAGGUGCCUGCAGCGGUAGCCACUGGUGGAGGGGGUGCUGCAGGGCUUGAGCCCAGGAGAGGGUCGUCUAAGACCAGACGUGACAAGGAGAAGCAGGGCUGCAGCAGCUGCGGCGAGACCUUCAACUCCAUCACCAAAAGGAAGCACCACUGCAAGUUGUGCGGGGCGGUCAUCUGUGGGAAGUGCUCCGAGUUCAAGGCCGAGAACGGCAGGCAGAGCCGUGUCUGCCGAGAGUGUUUCCUGACCCAGCCGGUGGCCCCCUCGAGCCCCAGCCUCGAGGAGCCCUUGGAGCCCAAGCAGAGCACAGAGAAGCCAGCCACGGUGGACCCCCCGCCCAGCCUGCUCUGUGGCCCCCUGCUGGUGUCGGAUGGCGGCACAGCCUGGAGCAAGGUGUGGGCUGCCAUCUCUGAGUCGGACUCCCUGGAGUUGGUGCUGCACCUUCGAGGCGGCAGCCAGGAUGGCCAGCUGCUGCAUGCCAUCCCCCUCUCUGGCUGCAGGGUGAGUGUGCCAGACCCCGCAGAGAGGCUGGAUGCUGGACACAUGUGGCAGCUGCAGCAGGCCCAGCAGUCUUUGUACCUGAGUGCCCCGUCCGCCGAGCUGCAGCAGCAGUGGUUGGAGGCCCUGAGCUCAGCAGCCCACGGGCAUCUGGCCCAGGCCAGCCCAGGGGCCCAGCAGCCCCAGGCCCCAGCUGCCCCAUGAGCUGAGUCUCUGCCGUGUCUCCUAGCUGAACAGCCACCGUGGCAGGGCCUGUACUCAUCUGAGAGGUGGCAUCAGGCCACAUGCAGGCAUGAAGGGAGCCUGGAUUGCUGAGGGACCAACAGGCCACAUAGCACUUGGCCCUGGAGGGUUCCUCCAUGUCAGAGAGGAGAAAAGUGAGGCCCAAACAGGGGCAGCCAAUUGCCCAGGGUCACCCAGCACGUCCCUCAAAGACCCGGGCCUCUGCCUGUAGGCCCAGAAGUGUGGCCCAGAGUGAGGCGUGGGGUGACUGUCAAGAAAACUCCGAGUGGGCAGUGAGGGGUCAUCUGCGCCGGAAGACAGAAGGAGCUCAUGGGUGGUGCCCAGGGACACCUGGUGGAUGUCUGCAGUCAUGCCACCCCUCCUGAUGGUUGCCCACCCAUCUAUACCAUCUACAUCCAUGUGAGCUGAACCAUAUUGGCCCCCUGGACUCCUCCUCUCUCCUCUUUCCUCUCCCGGGGACUGGGCACACCCUGUGCCACCUCGUAGCUCGCCACCCCAUUUGGAGAUGCCCAAGGGAGCGAGUGGUGGGUUCCUGAAUAGCCAUGCUGCGAAACUACAGGGGGACCACACAGGCGUCGUGAUUUGUGGCCUGAGAUUUGUGCCUGCCUCCCCUGGUCGGUGGUGGACAGUGCUUAUCUACAUAAAUAAAUGCUGGCAGCCAA
This is a messenger RNA of Delphinapterus leucas (beluga whale), 3288 nucleotides long. RefSeq names its product FYVE, RhoGEF and PH domain containing 3 (gene FGD3). Gene Ontology annotation, biological process: cytoskeleton organization; filopodium assembly. The record is from RefSeq and is a predicted model, not a curated record. Lineage: Eukaryota; Metazoa; Chordata; Mammalia; Artiodactyla; Monodontidae. Gene Ontology annotation, molecular function: guanyl-nucleotide exchange factor activity; metal ion binding. Gene Ontology annotation, cellular component: cytoplasm.